GCUGAUGAUCAAAAAACCCUUCCCACGAUCACAAAUCCCAAAAAUACCUGUAUGAAACUGAUGCCAAGAAUUCCUCAACUUCAAUGUCACUGCACAUCUUCAAAGAAACCAUCAAGGCCUGUACUAAUAAACCGUCGUCCUCCUCGUCGUCGUCGUCGUCCAUAACCCACAACUUUGACCCCAUAAUCCCUAGGAAACCUCCAAAGUCCUCUCUCUCUCAGCAGCUUCUGCGCCUCCAAGAUGCUGACUCUCUGCCUCCAAUUCAACCCCAGAAUUCCCUUAAGCAAGCUCAAAGCCAUAGUGGCUGUGGUAAUGAAGAAGAGGAAGAAAAAGAAGUAGAGGACGACCCAGAACCCGAAGGAUUUGGGAGACCCACGAAAUUGGGUCAGUUUCAGUUUGACCAUACAGGACCCUUUGAGCCACUGGUUUUAUCUUCCCAGAGUGAAAUUCCAGUCGUGCAGGUUCCUGCAUCUAUCAACUGUAGGUUGCUCGAACAUCAAAGAGUGGGGGUGAAGUUUUUAUAUAGUUUAUACAAGAAAAACCAUGGAGGCGUUCUUGGAGAUGACAUGGGACUUGGCAAGACCAUCCAAACAAUUGCCUUCCUGGCUGCUGUGUAUGGUAAAGACGGAGAAGGUAUUUCCUCAGUACUGGAGGAAAAUGAGGUAGGCAAAAAGGACCCAGUACUAAUAAUCUGCCCCACUUCUGUUAUCCACAACUGGGAGAUUGAAUUCUCUAAGUGGGCAACCUUCAGUGUUUCUAUUUACCAUGGUGGAAACCGCGAUAUGAUCAAUGAGAAAUUAGAAGCACAUGCAGUUGAGAUUCUUAUUACCAGCUUUGACACAUACAGAAUUCAUGGCAGCAUUUUGUCUGAGGUCAAAUGGGAGAUUGUGAUUGUUGAUGAGGCUCAUCGGCUUAAGAAUGAGAAGUCAAAGCUUUAUGGAGCAUGCUUAGAAAUUAAAACCCCAAAACGUUUUGGUCUGACAGGAACCAUAAUGCAGAAUAAAAUAAUGGAAUUAUUUAAUAUCUUGGACUGGGUUGCACCAGGAUGCUUGGGAACAAGAGAACAUUUCCGGGAUUUUUAUGAUGAGCCCCUCAAGCAUGGUCAGAGAUCAACUGCUCCCCAAAGAUUUGUACUGGUUGCUGAUGAGCGAAAACAGCAUCUUGCGGCAGUUCUUCAAAGAUAUAUGUUAAGACGGACAAAGGAGGAGACUAUUGGGCAUCUUAUGAUGGGGAAGGAAGAUAAUGUCGUGUUCUGUGCCAUGAGCGAAUUGCAAAAGCGGGUGUAUAGAAGAAUGUUACAACUACCAGACAUCCAAUGCCUUAUAAAUAAGGACCUUCCAUGUAGCUGUGGAAGCCCUCUUACCCAAGUUGAAUGUUGCAAAAGGACUGCACCAAAUGGAAUCAUUUGGCCUUAUCUCCACAGGGACAACCCCGAUGGUUGUGAUUCAUGCCCCUUUUGCCUUGUCCUUCCUUGCCUUGUCAAGUUGCAGCAGAUAAGCAAUCACCUGGAGUUGAUUAAGCCUAACUUUAAGGAUGACCCGGAUAAACAAAGGAAAGAUUCAGAGUUUGCCUCGGCUGUCUUUGGCCCUGAUAUUGAUUUGGCAGGAGGGAACACCCACAGUGAGAGCUUCAUGGGCCUAAGCGAUGCCAAACAUUGCGGCAAAAUGCGAGCACUGGAAAAGCUAAUGCUAUCGUGGGCUUCACAUGGUGAUAAAGUUCUUUUAUUCAGUUAUUCUGUCAGGAUGCUGGAUAUACUGGAAAAAUUUCUUAUACGCAAAGGCUACUGCUUCUCAAGACUCGAUGGUUCUACCCCAACCAACUUGCGCCAGUCUCUAGUUGAUGACUUCAAUUCAAGCCCAAGCAAACAAGUUUUCCUUAUAUCAACUCGAGCUGGUGGCCUUGGAUUGAAUCUUGUCAGUGCAAAUCGCGUGGUAAUAUUUGAUCCAAACUGGAAUCCUGCACAAGACUUGCAGGCCCAGGACAGGUCCUUUCGAUUUGGACAGAAGCGGCAUGUUGUGGUUUUCCGCCUUCUUGCAGCUGGUUCCCUUGAGGAACUUGUUUAUUCCCGUCAGGUGUACAAACAGCAGCUGUCAAAUAUAGCUGUUUCUGGAAAAAUGGAAAAACGAUAUUUUGAAGGUGUUCAGGAUUGCAAGGAAUUUCAAGGCGAGCUUUUUGGAAUCUGUAAUUUAUUUCGUGAUCUAUCCGAUAAGCUCUUUACAAGUGAAAUCAUUGAAUUACAUGAAAAGCAGGGAGAUCAAAAUGGGCAUAGUCUUAGUACGAAACACAGAUUAACUGAACCUGGAAACAAUUUUGUUUCAUUGAAAGAAGAGGGCAUAACACGUUCAUCUCAGUCAGAAACCAGAGUGUGUAAUGAUUCUGUGACGGAUAAAGCAAGUAAACCAGUGCUUGAAGACAUGGGCAUUGUAUAUGCUCAUCGUAAUGAAGACAUAGUGAACGUCAGAGCAGAGAUUCAAGGAAAGAUAAAUAAUAGCAUUCCUCAGGAUGAUAGACUGAGCCAGCCAUGCGUCCUUCUGACAAGGAGAAGCAAACCAGAUGUUAUUGGGAAAGAGAAUGUUUCGUCAAUCAAUGACCAGAAGAGGAGGCAAUUCAGCCUUAUUGCUGAGUUCAUGGGUAUGGGAGACCUUGAAUUUAGCAAGUGGUUGCUUUCUGCAACUCCUUUAGAGAGGGAGAGAGCGCUUCGAGACUACAAAAAGAGGAAGGAGAAGAUACCUAAUGGUUGGAGCACUUCUACUGCGGAAAGAUUCUCUCUUUACCGCCUUCACCCCAUGUUUGUGUACAUUAUUGUAUCAUAAACAUGUAUUAAUUAGCAGAUUUCUCUCUCUUUUGUACAGCAUUGCACGCUUGUAAGCAUCUCUUUUGUACAGCAUUGCAUGCUUGUAAGCAUCUAUAAGGUUUUUUGUUACUGUUAUUAAAUAAUUUCAUUAGUAAAA
This is a messenger RNA of Juglans regia (Persian walnut), 2951 nucleotides long. Its product is annotated as switch 2. Gene Ontology annotation, molecular function: ATP-dependent chromatin remodeler activity; ATP binding. The record is from RefSeq and is a predicted model, not a curated record. Lineage: Eukaryota; Viridiplantae; Streptophyta; Magnoliopsida; Fagales; Juglandaceae.